Enterobius vermicularis (human pinworm) is the source of this 4002-nucleotide messenger RNA. Lineage: Eukaryota; Metazoa; Nematoda; Chromadorea; Rhabditida; Oxyuridae. The record is from the annotation of a GenBank genome assembly.
AUGGCUCGUAAAUUUCGGCAUAGAGUAAAUGCAAAGGCCAUACGACGCAUUCCAAAGGGAAUGAGUAGCGAAAGCAAUCCGACUUCAAAACGUCACAGGGCUGCAGCCUAUGCGGCUCGUUUGGCUAACACAGCGCCAAUGGUACCUGUUGAUGAAAUGCCGGAAGUUGGUGGGGACCAGGACGUAGUACUUAAGCAGUUACCAUUGCAUUCAAUGCAUAUCGGUGACUAUGAGGAAGUCAAAGAAAAAUCCCACUUUUCAUUAGCGAGAAGUAUGGCAUCAGAAGGCGGUUUGAGUAAAUUGACUACUUUUACCAACUGUACAAACCCUACUUUUGAUAACGUGCAUCGCAAAUGGAGAUCUGGAUCAACAUUACAAGCGGACGUUGUUGCUGUGCUGGCUGCUGUUACAGAAAUCAUUAAGGAGGAAGAUGGAGAGGAAACCGAUAUCGAAUACUUUUCCGCCCUUUUAACAGCAUUAGAUGCUGCUCCUCCUGACCAAGUUACUCGCCUUGCCGCAACUGCGUUUCUUCUGAAGCUGGUUGUAAGGAAAGUUUCAAAAGAGGUCUUACAAAAGUACUUUGGAAGAACACUACAGGUCAUAUAUUCAAAGCUGUGCGAGCAGUCACACUCUGAGGAUGCAGCAGUUUUAAAAAAUCUCCUAAGUGUUCUUGGCACUGUUCUCAGAUCUCAACCACCAUCGGUAUGGCAGCAGAGCAGCACAAAGAGUGUGUUGGUUAAUGUUGCUACAUUUUCCGUUCACGAAAAGGCGUGGGUUCGUACCAUGUCUAGAAGAGUCUUAAGGGCUAUUCUUACCGAUCCUGUAUCGUCUCAUGAGAAUGGUAUUCACCCUGCGGCAGGCCCUGUAGGUGAAUUUGCCAUUACGCAGUUGCAUAAAUGCGCAGGGAAUGCUGUUGACCCUACUGUUCCUACUCGAAUAUUGUGCAUGGUUGAAGGGGUAAUGCAUAAGUUGCCAGGGAAUACUUUCAAGCAGUUGGCUGAAACAAUUUUGCUUUUUUUAAGUGGAAAUAAUCCACAGUUGAAGUGCUCUGCGUGCCAGUGUCUUUAUCGCAUGUUACAGCAUCAGCCGUCUGACACUGUUCUGCCUGUUGAAGUUAAUGCGCAGUUAAUUCUUGCGCUAAGGGACUGCGCGCCUUAUUCCGGAGAUAUUGCAGUUACAGCGUAUUGGAUACAGGCUUUGGGUGAAGCUCAUGUCUGCCUUACCGCAAAAGAUUCUUUAAAGUGUGUUCAGUUGUUGCCAAAGACAUUGGAAAUGUUGAUAGCUUUGUUUAACGUCGGCAAUCACGGACUCGCAGAGGUUCUCUAUGGUGUCCUGAAACGUAUUGUGGAAAGAUGUGUGCAGUCGCACAGCGCCACGGCAACCUUGUGUAUCAGCCUUCUCGAUAAAGCUUUAAACCUUCAAAGUGCAACUGUAUGGAGAUAUAUAUUGCGUGCGGACAGUGUGGUAUUUCAAGAAUGCGGUAAAGUUAUUGAAAGAUCAGUUUUGGACAAUGUCUUGGAGUCAAUGGCGAAGUUUCGGGAAAGGGAUGAUCAUUCUUGCAAGGGCGAUUUAGAUUUGGCAAUUGGGGCUGCUGUGCGUUACAUCGGGGUAGACUCUGUGUUGCGCGCUUUACCCCUGAAUAUUGAGCCUGAUGUUAUAACAACAGUGGUUGAUUUUAAAAAAUCUUGGCUAAUCCCAGUACUUCGAGUGAAUAUUUGCAACGCGCCUCUUUCAAUUUUUUUGCGUUUCUUUCUCCCAUUGGCUGUGAAACUUUUCAAGAAAGCUGCGACUUUGGACUCUUUUUCGACAAAAAUUUAUUCUACAGUGCAGAAACAGUUGUGGGAGCUUCUGCCUAGCUUUUUAAACUCUUCGACUGAUUUUGAAAAAUCUUUUCCCGAGCUGGCACCAAUACUGGGUGCAGCCCUAUCUGAGCGGCCAGAUUUGCGUUUGGUAAUUUUGUCAUCUUUGAGAAGUGCACUCCGUUUCGCUUUGCAGCCUGAUGCUCCUCAAACACGAGUGGAAUUGAUGCAGCGUUUUGCUAAGAACUACCUACCUAUUUUAUUCAAUUUGUAUACUUCCGUUGAUUCUAUGACGCCCGAAGAGCUGAGUAGUUGGAAAGAUUUUAGUGGAGCCGUUUUAGAAACUGUUCGAAUUUACAUAGAGUUGACUCCAGAUGACUUAAUCACUAGAUACGCUAAUUCUGCUAUUGAGAAAGCGCAGAAGGAUAACAGUCCUGUUUUAAAGAAGGUGUGUGUACUUGAUUUACUUGCUGCGUUAGUAAGGUCAGCGAAUGUCGCUACGGUGCAUUGUAUUUUUACUGCUGUACAUUGUUGGUUUAAAUCUGAGGAGCAACAGCUACAGAAGAAGGCAUUUCGUAUACUUGAAGAAAUUUUCAAGCGUUAUGAUGAUCCUGCUCUGAAGGAGUUUUUUGCGGAGUUUGAAGAAGAAAUUGAUAACAUUAUUGAACAGGAUUUGAAUUCUGUCGCUCAAAGCGCUCGUGGUGCAUAUUUGGCUGUCAUUUUGACUAAAAUCUCACAUAUUGAAAAAUUGGAUUUGUUGAAGUCGUUUUGUAACCUUGUCCUUCCUCGGGUUGUAAUGUGUAUGGAUAAAUCUCACAGUAUUCGUACUCGCUCUGUCAGUGUACAGUGCUUGGUGGAAAUGUGUCGCCGCCUCAUACUACUUGGAGCUGAACAUGAGCAAGGGCCUUCUGUUGUCUUGUUUCCCAUAUUCGAUACGGUUUAUGGUAUGUGUACACCGAAAUCUGGGGAAACCUCAGGAGUUAUUCCAAUAGAGGUUGCUCGGUCAGCUAUGGUGGCCUUAAACGUACUGGCUCAGAAGUAUAUCCGUGUCUUGGAUGCAUCAAGUAUAAGCAGAGUAAUUGCUCAUGGUUGUAGUUGGAUUUCGGAAGAAAGAGCACCUGUACGAGUUUUAGUUAUUCGUUUGCUGCGAGUUCUUACUCAGAAACUUCCUGACUAUACGGUUGAGCAAUAUAAAGACUUACUUAUCUCUGCGGUCUUCGACGAGCAAUCAAGCCCUGAUGUAACGCAAAAAGUUCGCAAAGCCAACAGACUUUUGCUUGAAGCAUUGGUUGAUCGUAUCGGUGGAGAAAUACUUGCCAAGAAGACUGAUAAACCUUGUUGGCUAAAGCAGUUGAAAGCCAUUGAGAAGCUGAAACGCCGGAAGCAAAAUCGAAUCGCUGCUGGUAGUACAGCGUCGCACGGUGGUGAAUUACUGGAGGCGGAUGGUAGUGAAGUACCUUCAGCUUCGACAACAAGUGCUCGUACUGCUGCAGCAGAUACAGUGCUGGAUAUGCUUGAGGACAGCGAUAAAGAAAAUUCUGGCAGUGAUGUUAGUUCUGUGGACGGUAAUGAGGUUCAGUCUAGAACUGGACGUACAAAAGCGAACUCUAUAUGGUUGAAAGUUGACGAUGAAGAAGAAAUGAUUGAUUUAUUGGAUAAAAACACUGUUAUCCAGCACGUGGUCACAACAAACCCGUUUAUUUCAAGGAAGAUUUCAAGUAGGACUGAACCGACAAAGAAAGAGCCUUUUACACUAACUAAAGACGGUCGUCUAGUAAUAAACGACAUUGACGAACUUUCGAAUCGGGGAAAGAAAAGACGAAGAGAUGAAGACCCACUUGGUUCAAAUGACAAUUUAAGUGCAGAUAAGAAGCAUAAAACGCAUGAUAUUAAUAAAGAUGACGAAAGCGAAGACGAUCUGGGAGAGAGCGACGAUGAGGCGUUUGUCAAGUCAGAAGUUCGCAAGUAUAAGCCAGGUGGUAAGGGAAUUCAUCGAGACACGAAUGUAGGUGUAGUAAGUGGUAGCCGCAGAACUGCUAAGACGAGGAAAGCGAGAGGAGACGUCAGGAAGAAGGGCGCUAAGUUUGAACCGUACGUCUAUUUGCCGCUCAGACGAAAGAAGGGGCAGAAGAAGAAUAAUUUGAGGACUAUUGUGAAACAUGGAGAAAGUGAAGCUAAUGUUUCCGCUCGUCCUACGUGGUGA